AUGGCCGCCACGGCGCAGUACCUCCCGCGGGGCCCGGGCGGGGGCGCCGGCGGCGCGGGGCCGCUGAUGCACCCGGACGCCGCGGCGGCGGCGGCGGCGGCAGCGGCGGCGGCGGCGGAGCGGCUGCACGCGGGGGCGGCGUACCGCGAGGUGCAGAAGCUGAUGCACCACGAGUGGCUGGGCGCGGGGCACCCCGUGGGGCUGCCCCAUCACCAGUGGCUGCCGGCCCCCGCCGCCGCCGCCGCCGCCGCCGGAGGAGGAGGAGGAGGCGGCGGCGGCGGCGGCGGAGGGGGGGACUGGGGCGGCGGCCCCCACCUGGACCACGGCAAGGGCGGCGGAGGUGGAAGCGGAGGCGGCGGGCGGGGCGACGAGAACGGCUUCCACUCGCGGCUGGUGCAUCAGGGGGCCCCGGCCUGGGCGCCGGGGGGGACGCCCCAUCACCUGGGCCCGGCCAUGAGUCCGUCCCCCGGAGCCGCCGGCGGCGGCGGCGGCGGAGGAGGGCUGUACGGGCAGGCGGCCUACCCCCCGGGGGCCGGCGGGGCCGGGGGCCUGGCGGGGCUGGGGCUGCACCACGGGCUGCACGAGGACGGGCACGAAGCGCAGCUGGAGCCGUCCCCCCCGCCCCCGCCCCCGCCCCCGCCCCCGCCGCCCCACUUGGGCGCCCACGGCCACCCGGGGGCCCUCCACCCGGCCCACCUGCACCCGGGCGCGGGCGGGGGCCCGUCGUCGGUCGGCGAGCACUCGGACGAGGACGCCCCCAGCUCCGACGACCUGGAGCAGUUCGCCAAGCAGUUCAAGCAGCGCCGCAUCAAGCUGGGCUUCACCCAGGCCGACGUGGGGCUGGCCCUGGGCACCCUGUACGGCAACGUCUUCUCGCAGACCACCAUCUGCCGCUUCGAGGCCCUGCAGCUCAGCUUCAAGAACAUGUGCAAGCUGAAGCCGCUGCUCAACAAGUGGCUGGAGGAGACCGACUCGUCCACCGGCAGCCCCACCAACCUGGACAAGAUCGCGGCCCAGGGCCGCAAGCGCAAGAAGCGCACCUCCAUCGAGGUGGGGGUCAAGGGCGCCCUGGAGAGCCACUUCCUCAAGUGCCCCAAGCCGUCGGCCCACGAGAUCACGGGCCUGGCCGACAGCCUGCAGCUGGAGAAGGAGGUGGUCCGGGUGUGGUUCUGCAACCGGCGGCAGAAGGAGAAGCGCAUGACCCCCGCGCCCGGAGCCGGCCACCCGCCCAUGGACGACGUCUACGCCCCGGCCGAGCUGGGCCCCCCCGGGGCCGGGCCCGGGGCCGGGGGCGCCUCCCCCCCCUCCGCCCCCGCGCCCCCGGCCCCCCUCCACCACCCCCACCACCAUCACCAUCACACACUGCAGGCCUCGGGACAGUGA
Molecule: messenger RNA, 1383 nt
Organism: Tachyglossus aculeatus (Australian echidna)
Lineage: Eukaryota; Metazoa; Chordata; Mammalia; Monotremata; Tachyglossidae
Gene: POU3F1
Product: POU class 3 homeobox 1
Exons: 1
Coding region: 1-1383 (460 amino acids)
Biological process (GO): regulation of transcription by RNA polymerase II; brain development
Cellular component (GO): nucleus
Molecular function (GO): RNA polymerase II cis-regulatory region sequence-specific DNA binding; DNA-binding transcription factor activity, RNA polymerase II-specific
Source: RefSeq, a predicted model, not a curated record